AUGCCCUUGCCCGUGCCCGUCGACGACCCGGCCUCGCAGAGGCUGUCGCUGGACUGUCGUACGCUUCUCGACCACCGUGUUGGAAAGGGGGUGUGCGGUUGUUGCGGGGCUCUCCGGCCUCGCUACAAGAGGCUGGUGGACAACAUCUUCCCGGAAGACCCGGAGGAUGGGCUUGUGAAGGCCAAUAUGGAGAAACUGACUUUCUACGCCCUGUCGGCUCCGGAGAAGCUGGACCGUAUCGGGGCGUACCUGUCGGAGCGCUUGUCAAGGGACGUGGCACGGCACAGAUAUGGUUACGUUUGCAUUGCUAUGGAAGCGUUGGACCAGCUGUUAAUGGCCUGCCACUGCCAGAGCAUCAACCUGUUCGUGGAGAGCUUCCUCAAGAUGGUUCGCAAGCUGCUGGAAUCUGACAAACCCAGUUUGCAGAUCCUAGGAACCAACUCUUUUGUCAAGUUUGCCAACAUUGAGGAGGACACGCCGUCCUACCACCGCAGUUACGACUUCUUCGUGUCGCGCUUCAGUGAGAUGUGCCACUCGGGUUACGAGGACCCCGACAUCCGCACAAAGAUCCGGAUGGCUGGCAUCAAAGGUCUUCAGGGCGUCGUGAGAAAGACUGUGAACGACGAGCUUCAAGCUAACAUCUGGGACCCUCAGCACAUGGACAAGAUCGUGCCGUCGCUGCUGUUUAACUUGCAGAGUAGCGAGCGUGCAGAGAGUCGGUCCCCCUCUCCACUGCAGGCAUCAGACAAGGAGAAAGAGAGCCCCGUGGAGCUGACGGAGCGCUGCUUCAGGGAACUGCUGGGCCGAGCCGCCUAUGGAAACAUUAAGAACGCUGUCACUCCAGUGCUCAUGCACCUCGACAAUCACUCUCUAUGGCAGGGAAAGAGCUUUGCUGUGCGGUGCUUUAAAAUCAUCAUGUAUUCAAUUCAGUCUCAGCACUCCCACUUGGUCAUCCAGCAACUUCUCGGUCAUCUGGACGCCAACAGCAAAAACUCUGCCACAAUCCGAGCUGGAAUAGUUGAAGUUUUGCUAGAAGCGGCAGCCAUCGCGGCCAGCGGCUCCGUAGGUCCCACCGUGCUAGAAGUGUUCAACACGUUACUCCGCCAGCUCCGUCUCAGCGUCGACUACGAGCUAACCGGCUCCUACGACGGCAGCACCAACAUCGGCACCAAGAUUAUCAAAGCUCACGAGGAACGGCAGCUGCAAGAAGCCGUCAUUCGAACCAUCGGUUCAUUUGCAAACACUUUACCGACCUAUCAGAGGUCUGAAGUCAUGCUCUUCAUUAUGGGAAAGAUUCCCGUUCCUGGUGUUCACCCAUUGCUACCUUCUUCAGGUUCCGGGCCUGAGGGUACCAGGAUGAUUCAGGUUAUGCUACUAAAGUCCUUAGUACAGGUGACGGCAGGUUUCCAGACCACCAACAUGCUAACAGCUCUUCCUAGCUCCUUCCUGGAGCCUCUACUCUCCUUCUCCCUAACCGAAAACCCUGAAGUUCGGCUUUUGGUGCUCCAAAUCCUGCUCAGUCUCAUCGACAGGCAUGAAAACCGGCCUAAAUUCUCCAACAUAAGCAUUAUCACUGACAUUUCCGUGCUGAAACUCAAAGUGGACAAGUGCUCCAGACAGGACAACCUGUUCAUGAAAAAGCAUGGACAGCAGUUGUAUCGACACAUCUACUUGGGAUGUAAAGAGCAGAGCAGCAGCCGUGAACACUACGAGAGUCUCUUCGCUCUGCUUGGUCUUCUCAGCGUGGAACUCGCCAAUGAAGAAGUGGUCGUAGACCUUAUUCGCUUGGCGCUAGCGCUGCAGGACCUGGCUCUGUGUACUGAUGAAGCGCUCCCCGUUUACAACCGUUGUGCAGUUCAUGCGCUUGCUGCCGCUUACCUCAACCUCAUCUGCCAGCUUACUACUGUUCCUGCCUUCUGCCAACACAUACACGAGGUGAUUGAAGUGAGACAGAAAGAAACUCCUUACCUGUUGCCCGAGGACGUCUUUAUCGACGUGCCCAAGCUCCCAUCCUCGCUCGACAAGGUAGAAGGCGACGUGUUGUUCCUCCAGUCCAAGAUCACGGAAGUCCUCGGAGGCAGCGGUUAUAACACGGAUCGACUGGUGACCCCCUAUGUCCCUCAGUACACCGACGAGGACCGUCUCUCGAAGAGAAAGAGCAUCGGGGAGACGAUCUCACUCCAAGUCGAAGUUGAAUCUCGGAACAGUCCGGAGAAAGAAGAGCGGACCCCAGCUGAGGAGAUCACCUUCGAAACACUCAAAAACGCUAUCGUGGACAGCGUAGGCAUGGAGGAGCAGGAGAGGGAGCGUAGGAGGCAAGUGGUGGAAAAGUUCCAGAAAGCUCCCUUCGAGGAGAUCGCUGCCCACUGCGGCGCUCGGGCCACCCUGCUGCAAAGCAAACUCAACCAGAUCUUUGAGAUUACAAUCAGGCCGCCGCCCAGCCCGUCAGGAACCAUUUCGUCCGGGUAUGGCCAGAACCAGACCCGCUCUGUCCCCAUCUACGAGAUGAAGUUUCCCGACUUGUGCGUGUAUUGA
Nerophis lumbriciformis (worm pipefish) is the source of this 2535-nucleotide messenger RNA. NCBI's taxonomy places the organism in Eukaryota, Metazoa, Chordata, Actinopteri, Syngnathiformes, Syngnathidae. The record is from RefSeq and is a predicted model, not a curated record.